This is a messenger RNA of Symbiodinium sp. CCMP2592, 3753 nucleotides long. Lineage: Eukaryota; Dinophyceae; Suessiales; Symbiodiniaceae. The record is from the annotation of a GenBank genome assembly.
AUGGGCUUGCUCAUGGCAGCAUGUUGGGCAUUGAGCGUUCCGCCUUGGGCUCGUGUGGAGUUGAUUGUCGAUUCUGAGUUCUCCCAAGGUUGCGCCUUGGGCACCAUUGCCUUGAGCAGCAGUCACGACGAUGAUCCGGCGAAACUUGUGCGUAAAAUUGUGCAAAUCCAUGAACAUAAGCAUACAUUGCUUGAGAUUUGCUGGACACGCGGUCAUGCGGGUGAUUUUGGCAAUGAGCUUGCCGACAGGGUCGCGGACUUUUUCCAGCAUGCCAGGGGCCCAUGUUGCCAGGCUCCGCGAAGUGUGAUUAGGCUGCUUGCUCAUCCUCUACUUGAUUGGGCUUGGGCCGCUGGCCGCAAAGUGCAAGGUUUGCCUGAUCUUGCACAACUCGCAGAGGGGAAUUACGAAGUCCGGGACUUUCUGCCACUUGAGUGCGCUGAAGCGGUAUGUGCUGACGUGAACAAGCGGGUGCAAAGCCGUCGGGAGACAGUCAGGCUCCGUAUUUGUACUGCCAAUGUGUGUACGUUGAAGCAUAAAGGUGCGAUGCUACGCAAACAACUUCAGCGAGAGAAAGUGCACAUUUUUGCGUUGCAAGAAACUCGAUUGGCGAAUGAUGCGGAGUACUUGUUAGAUGGUUGGUUAGUGGUGCAAUCGGCGGCGCUCAAAGGCAAGGAUGGAUGUGCCUUUUGGGUGAAUGCACCUGCUAUCGCUGAUGAGCUUGAGCUCUUUGGAGGGUUUGGUAAUGAAGCUGUGACCGUGCUGCAAGCCAGGCCUGACUGGUUGGUUAUCCGGCUGAAGGUUGCUGGGAUCGACCUAGUUCUGAUAACCUACCAUGCGCCGCACUCGCUGCUGCCUGAAAGUGUGAUACGUGCAUGGUGGAGGCAAGCGCAUCAGGACAUCGUUAGAGUUGAGGGUGUUGCACCCUUGCUCUUCCUGGGCGAUGCAAAUGCUACUGUAUCGAGGCACGACAGAGAAGUUGUCGGGUCGCUGGCGGAAGAGCGAGCCGACAUCGCAGGAGAGUGUCUCGUGGGCAUCUGCAGUCGAUUUCGCUUAGCUUUGUUCAAUACCUACCCCAGUCAAGAUUUUCCAGAGUCGCUGCAAAAGACCUGGAAGCAUAAGUGUAUUGAUUACGUUGCGGCCCCUUGCGCUUGGCAUGGACUCGUUGAAGCUUGCAAGGUUGACGUUGAUCUUUGCAACGCGCAUGAGGAUCAUGAAGCUUUGUGCGUCCUUGCUUGUAUACCUUGUGCGGGCUGUGUGAGUGUCACCGCAGAAACACGUUCCAUCAGGAAGCAUGGCAAGGCAACGGACUGGGAAAGCAACGUUCACCUUCAUGCAGAAACAUUGUUCGCCCGUGCGCGUCAACAACAAAAGAGGCAGCUUGCUGCGGACAAGCGAGAGUACAUCAGCAAUUUAGGCAAUCAGGUCAAGGGCGAAGCAAAUGCUGGUGCUACCAAGGCGUUGACACUUCUUCGGGACAAGUCCGGAGUCAUGGCGAACUCUUUCGAUGCCCAGCAGGAGCUCAAAGCCAAGCACUUCGGAGAUAUGGAAGCUGCUAUUAGCAUGGACCCGCAAAAAGUCGUAGAGGCGUUCAACUGCCAAACACACUCUCAUGAAUUUGAGGGAGCUCGGCAGCUGGGCCAUCCGGAGUUAAAAAUGAGCAUUGGCUCCAACAAGGUUCUCAACCGGCCUGCUCUUCAAUCUUUUCAAGGGACAUGGGGCAGCAUCGGAGAUCGACAACCACAGGAGCCGGGUGACGCUUUGGCCGACUGCCUGUUUGCCAUAGUUUUUGCGGAUGCGAUGUUGUCGAUCAGACAGGCCCUGGACGCCGAUGGGCUGACCUUGAGUCCUGUUGCUUGUAGGGACCCCGAAAACCCAGUCUGGGCUGACGAUUCAGUCGUUCCGAUUGCCAGCCCCCGUGCUUGCGAGUUGGUUGACAGGACAGUGGCAACAUGCAAGAUUGUUCAUUGUGAGUGUGCGCGCAGGGCUCUUCAGUUGAACUAUAAGAAAGGCAAAACAGAAGUGCUCUUGAGUUUUGCUGGGAAAGCUUCAACAAAGCACAGGCGUGAAGCCUUCAUGAAGCCAGAGCAGCUCUCCUUUCAGGCACAUGGACAGCCUUUUCAGUUGAGGCAGGCUUGCAGGUAUGUUCACCUUGGAACCAGUGUUGAAGACAAUGGUACUGCUGGGCAGGACUUGAGGCGAAAGCUUGCAAUUGCAGUUGGAGGUGUGCGUCCACUUGCCAAACCGGUCUUGCGGAGGGUUGAUGUGGCGAUCAAAGCACGUAGCAACAUUCUGAGAGUCCUUGGUGUGAAUGCGGCACAUUUCAACUGUGCGGUGUGGGGGCCUCUGACGGAAAGGGAGUUGCACAUCUGGAUUCAGGGACAUGAUACAAUGUACCGCAUGUUGAUGCCAGAUGACAGGAGUUCCGGACGGCUUGUUGAACAGGGCAUUGAUUCCGUUUGGUCGUUGCUUGAGGAAGAGGAUGGCAUUGAACCUGCAAAUGCCCAAGCAGAUGAGCUCGCAGUGUGGUUUUCGGAACACAAGCUUGGUACGGCCAUCAAACAGGCCCGUCAGAAGGGACUCCUCAGGGGCGUCCAAAAGGUUGUCUCAAACAGUAUUGGACGAAUAAGAGGCUUCGUGCGCAUCUCGGCCGUGGCGGGCCCUGCCUGGCGAUGCCAGGACCAGAAGCAGGUGCGUGCUUUGCUCAAGCCUUUGCUGAAGCUGACGAAGGUCUGGGGAGGCUCCACCUUUGUCACCAAGCUUGGGAUCUUCUUCGUGCUCAUCGUGUUCUACACCAUGGCUUCGUACUACGCCGGCCUCAUCAUGGCGCCUUUCACUGAAGUGGCGAUGGCCAACCCUUGGGUGACCGGCCUCAGCUUGGAGACCUUCAACAAGAAUUGGCUGCCCCACUACCACUCAGAGACGAACUUUGGCGUCGUGCUCAGCGUGUUCUUCCCGUGCUUCACUGGCAUCCUAAGUGGAGCGAACCGAGCCGACAUCCUCCGGGACCCACCGAAGAACAUCAAGGACGGCACCUUCGGGGCGAUCAUCUUCAGUUUCUUCAUGUACUCGUCCUUCUUCAUUCUCUGGGGCUGUGUGGCCGACUACCGCUACCUGCAGGGCAAGGAGUACUAUGCCGGAGAGCCGAGCUCGGACUACGGCGGACACCACCGUCGCCUGGCCGGUGGAUCUGCUGGAGCGCAUCUGGUGGAGGAGAUCGUGUGGAACCCUUUCCCACACUCUGCACAGAUUGGCAUCAUCAUUUCGUCACUGAGCCAGGCACUCCAGUGUCUCAUCGUGGCGCCGCGGCUGCUUCAAAACAUCGCCAGGGACAAGAUCUUGGGCGUCUUCGACCGCAUUGCCCCGCUCUCGAAGCACGGCGAGCCGGUGCGAGCCCUCUUCUGCACUUACAUCUUUGGGGCACUCCUCGUGCUCAUCGGAGAGGUGAACGCAGUCGCGCCACUGUUGACCAUGUGCUUCCUGGUGGCUUACACCUUUAUGAACUUCUCCUGCUUUGUGCUGACCUGGGUGCGCUCGCCAGGUUUCCGGCCCGCAGGCAUGUCGCGAAAGCGCUGGCGGUGUUGGUACAUGUUUACCGGCCUCCUGGGUUCCAUCGUCUGCCUCUCCAUCAUGGUCAUCGUCAGCCAGUAUUGGGCGGUCGGCGUUCUCUUUGUCAGCUUCUGUCUGUACCUCUACAUCAACUGGCGGCUUGAGCAGCGAGAACCUUUGCAGAACAGGCAGUGCACAAAGGUGUAA